UGUGAUUGACUGCCUUUUCAUUCUUUCCUUAUUUCUCGCCUGCUUGGCCCGCCGGAGGGAGCUAUUUACGCGUAGGUGCGCACCUGUCUACCUUCCUCCCGGCCUCACCUGCCUGCGCUGGAGUUGGAAGAUGCGGCUGCGACUGCACUCCGGGGUCUUUGCUUCUUCCUGCCUGUUGGUGCAGGCCUUGGGCGUGGGGCUUUUCCUUAGAGGCUUCUUUCCAGUGCCAGUCAGGUCGCUGCCUCGGAGCGGGGCCUUCGCCAAUAUGCCUCCAGAGCCCCCGGAGACAGAAUCAUCAUCAAACUGGACCCAGGUGAUAUCCCCUCUUUUUAAAAAAGUGGUCAUAGUGUUGAUCGAUGCCUUGAGAGAUGACUUUGUUUUUGGUUCAAAAGGUUUACAAUUCAUGCCAUAUAUAACACAGCUGGUGGAAAGAGGAGCAACUCAUGCUUUUAUAGCAGAAGCCAAGGCACCUACUGUCACUAUGCCUCGAAUUAAAGCACUUACAACUGGUAGCAUCCCAGGUUUCAUUGAUAUCAUCAUGAACCUCAACUCUCCGGCCUUACUGGAAGACAACUUGAUAUGGCAGGCCAAAACUGCUGGGAAAAGGAUAAUAUUCUAUGGUGAUGACACAUGGGUUAGGCUGUUUCCAAAGCAUUUUGUAGAAUACGAUGGGACAACAUCUUUUUUUGUCUCAGACUACACGGAGGUUGACAACAAUGUUACGAGACAUUUGAAUAGUGUAUUGCAAAGAGAAGACUGGGAUUUACUCAUUCUUCACUAUUUAGGAUUGGAUCAUAUUGGUCAUCUGAGUGGACCAAACAGUCCUUUGAUAGGACCAAAGCUUUCUGAAAUGGAUAACGUUAUCAAGAAGAUUCAUAAUUCUCUCCUUUCCACGGAACUGCAGAAAGGAACUUUGCCCAAUUUACUUGUUGUUUGUGGUGACCAUGGUAUGUCUGAAACGGGAAGUCAUGGUGGUUCCUCGGAAAGUGAAAUUCAUACCCCCUUGCUUUUGGUCAGCUCUGCUUUUUACAGGACAGUUGGUCCCCCAAGGCGUCCAGAGCUUAUUCAACAGACUGAUAUAGCUGUCACAUUAGCAUUAGGACUUGGCUUGCCAAUUUCAAGAAACAGUGUUGGGAAGCUUCUGUUUCCUGUUAUAGAGUGGAAGUCAGUUAGAGAACAGCUACGGUUCUUGCAUUUGAACGGUUUCCAACUCAGCAGACUUCUUCAAGAGAAUGUCCCCACAUAUGAGAAAGAUCCUGGAUAUGAAAUGUUUCUGAAAGCAGAAAAAUCUCAUGGGAAUUGGAUCCAGUUCCAUUUGGAGGGCAGUAGUACACAAGUUGUCAUGAAUCUGAGCAAAAAAAUUGUAAGACAAUAUUUGGAAGCUCUCAAGAUCCUGAGCUCUUCUUUAAGCAAGCAAGUGGCCCAGUAUGACAUAUAUUCAAUGGUAAUAGGAACAGUGAUAGUUCUGCAGGUGCUGUUCUUGCUCUUACUGAGCAUUCCAAAAGCCCUGAGCAGCAGGGCUGAAUUUGAGGUGCCCCUCUCCCAACUGUGUUCUCUGCUGUUCUACUUGUUAUGCCUAAUGUGGAGUUCCAUUCACGUAGUUGUGUGUACCUCAACGGAAAGCUUGUGCUAUUUUUGCAGCUUCUCCUGGUUUACAGCAGCUGGAGUUAUCGUGCUAACUUCGGGUCUUUUUUGUGUCAUAAUGUCUUUUCUGGAAAAGAGGUUUAUAAAUCCAAAACAACCAUUGAAGAAUCCAGCUGUUGCUGCUUCUUCCAGCUGGUCUGAAUUAGACGUGCUGAUCCUGGCAGGCACCAUUGGCCAUAUUUCAAGUCUGGGUGCUAGCAGCUUUAUUGAAGAAGAACACCAGACAUGGUACUUCCUGAUCAAUACCCUUUGCCUUGCCCUCUGCCAAGAGAUCUGUAGACACUAUUUCUUGGCAAAGGAUGGUGACCUGCAGGUCCUCACAACAGGCAAGGCAAGAUCAGAAGAAAUGAAAGAAAAUCCUUCCUGCUACAGAAGUGAUAUUGAAUUAUUAGAGGAUGAUUUGAAGAUGGGCAAAGGGGCCAACCUGGUAAGCAUGAAUAACUUUGAGAAGUGGAUGGCCUUAGCAACUCCAUGGUUCAUCCUUAUCAUCUGUAGAGUGCUUCGUUCAUUGAAUCAAACUGGAGUCCAGUGGGUACAUAGGCCAGAUUUUGGACAUUGGCUGACAAGCUCUGAACAUAAAGCUCAACUUUCUCUUCUGGCAUCAGUGUCCCUAGUUGUGAUCUUUAUACUUGUUCAUCGAAGAUGUUCUUUGGUUUCGAAAAUAGCAAUGGCGCUUGGACUCUUGGGAGUGUACAGUUACCGGGCAGCCAUAGGAAAUGUGGAAUUUCCAUGGCAACGAGACAGAACAGAUAUUUCAAAGGGCAUAAUCGAAGCACGUUUUGUUUACGUCUUUGUUCUUGGCAUGAUCUUCACAGGCACAAAAGAUUUACUCAAAUCUCAAGUUCUUCCAACGGAUACUAAGAUCAAGUUUACAGGUUUAUGGGAAAUCUACAGUGGGCUGGUUCUGCUAGCAGCCCUCUUGUUCAGACCUCAUAACUUACCAGUUUUGGUCUCAUGCCUACUCAUUCAAGCCAUGAUGAGAAACUACAUCUGGAAACCACUAGAAUUUGAUGCAGCUCAAGUUACUAUCAUGCAUUAUUGGUUUGGACAAGCAUUUUUCUUUUUCCAGGGUAAUUCAAACAGCAUUGCUUCUGUGGAUGUUUCAGCUGGUUUUGUUGGACUUAACGACUAUGUAGAAAUCCCUGCCAUUUUCCUUACUGCACUUGCAACGUACUCAGGGCCUCUGCUGUGGGCCAUUCAUCUGCUGUGUUAUUUGAGCUCUGAAGUGAACAGGAAUCCUGCAGCAAUGGGGCAUGGCUGCUUCUGUUAUGCACUGUUACGUUCCAUCCCAGUUGCAGUAUACAUUAUUCUGAUCACAGGACUGCGAUACCAUCUCUUUAUCUGGAGUGUCUUUUCACCAAAACUCCUCUACGAGGGGGUGCAUACCUUCAUCACAGCAGCUGUGUGUGCCUUCUUCACAGUGGUGGAUCACCAUCGGUGCAAAGACUGAAACCACUGGUCAGGCAGACUUUUACUUAAUUUCUAGCAAGCGACUGAAUUUUUACAAUGGAAUGAGAAUUCUUGCUGCUAGAUUCCCAAUGAACUUUAAAAAUUACUGUUGGUUUGUUGGAGUAUUUUCUUAUUUGUUUUUCUUAGCAAGCAGAUUUCAUAUCUUGGCUAUGGUGUAACAAAACCAUCCUGAAGUGGCACUUGAAAUGUAACUGGCUGGGAAAGUAAAUGCCAGGGUCAACUUUGUUGGGUGAACAUUGCACAAUCUCCUGUUCCCCUUGCAGUGUUGGAUCUUGUGCCUUCCUGAACUUGGAAUCCUUAAACUGGGAUUUGAAGCUGGUUGAACUUUGGCUAUGCUGGAAUGUAACUAGGUUUAACUACAAUUAAAAAUCCAUUCUGAUCAUUUCAGUACGAGUAAAGGUGGUGGUGUCCUUAAUGUUAGUCCCACAUGAUCGCAGGGUCCACUUGGUUUUGUACUGUGCUUUGCCUAGGUCCAAUGAAGCUUUCAAUGUGUGAUGUAAUAAGAGCUUUCAUUUAUCAGCCAGCCUGUUGCAGAGCCUGACUCUGAUUAGGGCUGGGAGGGAGGGGCUCAAAGUCAACCAGCAAGCUUCCAUGCUUAAGCAAGGACUAGAACCUGGGUCUUCCUGCUCCUAGUCCAGCACCUUAACCAUUACACCUGCUGGCACGCACUUUGGUUAGGUUAAAAUAAUCAGUGCAUAUUGGCAGUAGAGAGGGAAAAGAGCACAGUCCACUCUUAAUUGGAGUAGAGAUAGCACCCCGGUGUCAUCCGGAUGGAUGUGGCUUUGCAUGUUAGAACAGGCGUGCCUCUGAAGUUCUCCCAUGUUUUCAGUUCUUUGUACUGCAGUGGUUCUUACUGAAUGGAAGUCUUCCAAACCACAAUGAUUUUAAAGGUGAGAUUUUCUGUCUGCCACCAGAGUUGUAUGUACCAUUUUAUUUAUUAAAGUUCCUUAUUUCUCUUUCCUAAA
Candoia aspera is the source of this 4079-nucleotide messenger RNA. RefSeq names its product phosphatidylinositol glycan anchor biosynthesis class G (EMM blood group) (gene PIGG). Gene Ontology annotation, biological process: GPI anchor biosynthetic process. Lineage: Eukaryota; Metazoa; Chordata; Lepidosauria; Squamata; Candoiidae. The transcript is spliced from 13 exons. The record is from RefSeq and is a predicted model, not a curated record. Gene Ontology annotation, cellular component: endoplasmic reticulum membrane. Bases 131 to 3094 code for a protein of 987 amino acids.